UCAUCUACAUCAAGCGCGCAAACCAGCAGCCAAGGUGAAACGCUUUUCCCUCACGCGCGUCUGUUUAAGAAAAAAAAGGGAGAAAGAGAGAGAGAAAACUUCGCUUUCUUCACCCUCGCUGCGUCUUGGACCAAUCUCCGCUCGUUUUAUUCGUCUUUUCCUGCCUUUUUUCCCUUCUCCCUCCUCAUCCCGUCCCUCCCCCCUUGAGCGAGAGUCUCCCUGGCUGUGUUGUAGGCGCGUGUUAUAAAGCGGAAAGCCCCGCCGUUCCCCUCAGAUCGGAGCGCUCUGACCGCUGCGCGCACCAGCUAUCAGACAAUCAGGACCCGAACCUGCUCACAGCUAUGACCCUGCUGCUCUCUCUACCUGGAUUAACUCCCAAGUAACCGCUGUUUGUCGCGCCCCCACCCCCCCUCUCACACCAUCACCUCCCACAACAGCAGCAGCAGCAGCCUCCUCACCGGCUCCUUCGUCCUGUCCCCCCAGCCUCCAACUCUCAGCUUUGUUCUGCGGUCAUGGGGUGCGUUGUGUCCUUUUUGCCUGGACUGCUGAGGGGCUUGGCCGUGCUGUGAGGCGGAUACCAGGUGGAUUUAUGGUCCGCAAAGCCGCAACUACCAGCCGAGGGAAAUUAGUGGAACUUUGAGCUCCGGGAGGAUGCAGGUGACGUGUUGGUGCGCCGUGUUCCUCCUGACGCCCGCACUUUGUCUGAUUACAAGUGCCCACGCCUCAAAGUCGGACAUUGUCAAGUCGGGAAGCCCCAAAUCCACACUAAAGCAUAUAUGGACAGAAAGCAGUAAGGAUAUGUCCAUCAGUAGGCUGCUGUCACAGACUCUACAUGGCAAAGAGAACAGCACAGCCUUGGACCUUCGCUAUGACACUCCAGAGCCCUACUCUGAGCAGGACCUGUGGGACUGGCUGAGGAACUCCACAGACUUGCAGGACUCGCGGCCGCGGGCUAAACGGCGGCCAAUGGUCAAGACAGGAAAGUUCAAGAAGAUGUUUGGCUGGGACUUCCACUCUAACAUUAAGACGGUCAAACUCAACCUGCUGAUCACCGGUAAGAUUGUGGAUCACGGCAAUGGCACCUUUAGUGUCUACUUCCGCCACAACUCCACAGGCCAGGGCAAUGUGUCUGUCAGCUUGGUCCCUCCAACCAAGAUAGUGGAGUUCGAUGUGGCGGCACAGCAGUCCGUCAUCGACGCCAAGGACUCAAAGUCCUUCAACUGCCGCAUAGAGUAUGAGAAGGUGGAAAAGGGGGCCAAGAACACGCUCUGCAACUUCGACCCAUCCAAGACCUGCUACCAGGAGCAGACCCAGAGCCACGUCUCUUGGCUCUGCUCCAAACCUUUCAAAGUCAUCUGCAUCUUCAUUUCCUUCUACAGCACCGACUACAAACUGGUGCAGAAAGUGUGCCCGGACUACAACUACCACAGUGACACUCCUUACUUUCCCUCUGGCUGACAUUCCCAUACGCUCACAUACAGAGAAGUGGACGAGUGGAGCACAGACUGGGGCUUCUACCCAUGGCAGAGAAGUGUGUAUGUUAGCCGUACUGUCCCUAAACAUGUCCAUACCAGAGUUUCAGCCAUCCCAACUUAUUUCCCAAUUUAAUGUUCUGAAUUUUGCAGAGAGCAGUUAUUUUAACUUUUAAAAAGGUGGUAAAUAGGACUGUAAUAUGCUUAAAAAUUACCUGAAAAACUAUGAUUGUUAUCAAUUAGAAUUAUGUUCCUGAAUUAUGUUUUUUCCCUGUUAGAUAGCAGGGGCUUAUUAGUCCUUUUGGGAUUGUUAUUGCUAUUAAACUCUGCCCUUUGUUGUUUUGCUUCAUGUUUAGUUUCAACUUCUUUUCGAACUAGAUCUUAAUAACUUUGUUUUUCCUCUUUUAGUAUAUUUCAUAUUCGAUGCAUUAACUCUCUGGACAACAACAUUAUGGACUGUUUGCCCCUGCUGUGCUAUCUACGCUCUGCAGUUUAUCCUGCAUAACUGGAAAACAAAAUUAACUUCUCAUUUAAAAAGAAUUAAAAAAAGAAAAAGAAAAUCCUUUUUACAAACGUGCAAGACAAGAAGAGGACAGUGAAGAUUCAAAUGUGAGUUUGAUGCUUUUUAGAAAUGUGAGGCGCUCCCUGCCUAUGAAGGGGCGAGCUGCAAUCGAGCAGGCUUCUCCCUCAGGUGAGUUUCAGCCAGGAGAGAGAAUGUGUUAAAAUGCUGUAACGCUGUCGUCUGAGCGUUGCUGCUCGUGCAGCUAGGUGUUGAGUUUGUCGGGUGAUUGGUUCAUUCUCGGCUGAUUGAAUGUCUGAUUACCUGACUGAUUGAUCAGUGGCUCGUUCGUGGGGGAUGGGGCUUGCUCAUUGUCACUUAUUAUAUCAAAUGUAAUGUAUUGAAUUCUAUAUCUUAGAGCCUAAUUUGUAUGAAUGGUUUGUAUUGUACAUAGUUUAUCCCAAUUGCGCUGCUUCUGUACAUGCCCCCCAUGAGCUGUGUAUUUACCCCUCACCCGCUAAACCCUCUUGUUCACUCCAUUUAUGCUUGUUCUUGGUUCCUCUAACAAAGAAAAUGAUGUUGCUGCCCUAGAUGUGAAUUUCAUGAAAACAGCAAUCCUGUAGAGGACUGACUAAAUAUAUUAAAAGUAUUAAUUGAAA
Messenger RNA from Dicentrarchus labrax (European seabass), 2630 nucleotides. RefSeq names its product neurexophilin-1-like. Lineage: Eukaryota; Metazoa; Chordata; Actinopteri; Moronidae. The record is from RefSeq and is a predicted model, not a curated record. Gene Ontology annotation, molecular function: signaling receptor binding.